CUCUCUCUCUCUCUCUCUCUCUGUCUCUCUCUCUCUUUCACCCACACCCACACUCUCAGUGACGCAAAUCUUCUCAUGAACAGUUGACGACUUGACGAUAGCCAAGCAUCCUGCCUCUGAAGAUGGACUUUGACUAUCAAACAAUUAAAGAAGAGGAAUCUCGUCAGAGGGAAGAGCGAAUCAGCUCUCUCCCAGUCCUCCAUCCAAAACCCAUGCCUCGGCUAUGUACUGCAACAGAAGCUCCGCCAAGUAAACCGAAGCCUCCAAUUAAACCCAGACGCAGCAUCAAAUGCCAUGCCAACACACAGCCAGGAUCAGGAGGGUCACACAUCCAGACCAAUCAGACGGAGAAUGUAGAACGGAAGCGAAUUGCUCCAUCACAGGUGCUGAACCCUAUAGUGCCCCUGGAUGCUCAGACUCCAUCUCUGCAAGCUCAUAAUCUGCUGUGGUUUCAGAGAACGCAGCUGCCUCGGCUGCCAAAACCCGUGCCUUGCUGGCUCCAUGGCUUUGCUACACGCAGGGAAGCAGAGCAGCUACUGCAGGAAAAGCAGCAGGGCUGUUUCCUGUUGAGGCUUAGUGAGUCAAAGGUUGGCUUUGUGCUCUCUUAUAGAGGUGUAGACAAGUGCCGUCACUUCAUCGUAGAGGAAGAAGAUGACGCAUCUGGAAAUGAAAGCCGAUACGUCAUAGCUGGAGAGAACAGCAAGCAUUGCAGUCUUGAGGAACUGAUAAACUACUAUAUCGACAAUCCAGUGGGGCCUUUUAAUGAAAGGCUCACUGUGCCUUGCUUACAGGCCAACAGCAUCUGGGAGGAUAAAGCAAAUCUGGAAGAGAGAACCAAAGCAGAAAAUGAUGAAGAAAGAAAAGCCACUCCACCCUGUAGCAAAGAAUACCCUCCUCAGUCAGCACAGUACGCUGUAGUGAGAAAAGCACUGAAGAAGUCUCACUCUUUAUCCGAGUGUGUGACUGUACCCGACAUGCUGCCACUUGUCCAAGAAAAUACAGAUAGUGGAACAAAAACUGAGAACAACACACCAGAGGCUGGGUUCGCCAACGCGGACAUGUGUGUAGGAGGAGACGUCGCCCACCCUAUAGAUGCCCCUUACGCACGUGUCAACAAACCCCAGCGGCCAGCACAGCCUUCGUCCUUCGACCACAUGAAUGCCAGUGCAUGGGCUGCAUCAGCAGCCAUGGAGUCUCAGUCCUUCCCCAGUUUUGCAGCUGUAGCAGAGCAGAAAUACUGUGAACUAGAGCCUAUGCAUACGUAUGAGGAGGCUCUGCACACACGCACUCACGAAAAUCAGAUUGAUUUCUAUGCGGUGGGGCGGCACAGAGAAAACACAAGGGAUGAAGAUUUCCCUGCCAAUCACGUCUACUCAGAGGUCAACAUUAAAGGGACCAGAGAUGACCCCAUGUCGGCUUCUCCGCCAGUAUGGACGGGCACGACAUUCAUCUCUACCCAGUCUUCCACAAGGCCCAUUCCUAGACUGCCUCCAAGAUCUUCCCUUAGACCUGCACAUGCUCCAGCACGAGCCGAGAGCAGCGCUCAGAAUGUUGGUGUUUCAGCUUUAAGGAAUCCACCCUCUUACCCAUCCGAGCAAAUGCUGGCAGAAAACUCGGAUCUCUCCAUAUAUGAGCAGAUUCCAGAAAGACAGAAUAAAUCCAGACCUCCAUUACCACCUCUGAACUCCAGACGCUAACUCUAGGUCAUCUCAUCCUGACAUCAAACCCUUUCUACUACAAAAUCCAUCUUUCACAAUGAAUAUUGUAUCUACUCACAGAAAAAGAUCAACAAUGCCUUCAAAAACAUACAGGAAUCACCUGGUGCAUUCAGUGCUGUACAUUACAAUGCUUCCGGUUAUCCUGUUCAGAUGCCACUUCAGUGUUUCUCACCAAACAAAUAUAUUUAAUAUCAUAUACUGCAUGUUUAUUUGCAUAAAUAUUAGUCUUUUUCAUCUCAGUCUUUGAAAAUGAAUUGUAUAUAAUGAGGAUUUAUAUCUACUAUAGUAUCAGUUGGAAUAUCAGAUUUAUAUGUAGAAUCACUAUUAAAAGUAUUUUAGAUAAACUUUGUAUUGUUUUGGGCUAUAAAAUUAACAUCAACUAGUUUGUUAAUGUUUUUUCCUUUGAGUCUUUAAAUGUGUAGACUACAGAACUUCUACCAGUGGUGAAUAAACUACUGUUAUCCUA
Tachysurus fulvidraco (yellow catfish) is the source of this 2184-nucleotide messenger RNA. RefSeq lists its product as uncharacterized. The transcript has 9 exons. NCBI's taxonomy places the organism in Eukaryota, Metazoa, Chordata, Actinopteri, Siluriformes, Bagridae. Gene Ontology annotation, cellular component: cytoplasm. The record is from RefSeq and is a predicted model, not a curated record. The coding region runs from base 123 to 1697 and encodes 524 amino acids.